AACAAAUUUUCACCUAAGCCAAAUCGUAGCCUGCUUGUCAUAUGAUUCCGAGACUGAAGGUGGCUUUAAGGUGUUAUUUAAGAUACGCGUAUGUUUUGUGAUGUCUGCACAGGAUUGGUAUGCGCACAAGUCUGUCGGAGACGGACUCUUCUGGGUCCAGGAGCGAUUUUACCAAUCGGGUAACAGAGCUAACAUUUGGGUCAUACGCGGCUCCCAUCAGGACGUGGUGAUAGACACAGGAUUGGGACUGCGGAGCCUUCCGGAGUACAUCAAGGCUAACGGCCUCUUGGGGGACGAUUCGCAGCGCAAAAACCCUGUUUUAGCAAUCGGGACACACGUUCAUUUCGACCAUGCGGGUGGUCUCCAUCAGUUUCAACAGGUGGGCGUUCACAAGACAGAGGUCGAUGCACUUGCUAAUGGAGAUAACUUCGAAACAGUAACCUGGCUGUCUGACAGGGAGGUUGUUGAGACCCCCACGCCCGGAUGGAGAGCCAGGCAAUACAGAGUGAAGGCUGUCCAGCCGACUCACAUAUUACAGGAAGGUGACGUCAUCAACCUGGGCGACCGUCAGCUGAACGUCCUCCACAUGCCGGGCCACUCGCGCGGCAGCAUCUGCCUGCACGACGCCGAGCGCAAGCUGCUGUUCAGCGGCGACGUGGUCUACGACGGCGCCAUGAUCGACUGGCUGCCGCACAGCCACGUGGGCGACUACGUGCGCAGCUGCGAGCGGCUCCUGGCCAUGGCCGAGCUGGACCAGGUGGAGCAGGUGCUGCCCGGCCACUUCAACACCUUCGGGGCCAAGCGGCUCCAGCGGCUGGCCUCGGCCUACGUGUCCGGGGCGGGCGCCUGCCACCGGCUCUCGGCCUGCGCCAUCAGGUCGGUGGCCAGCAUAGCGCUACGCUCCUCCUGCUGCUAGACGAAGGAGA
This is a messenger RNA of Sardina pilchardus (European sardine), 926 nucleotides long. RefSeq names its product metallo-beta-lactamase domain containing 2 (gene mblac2). The coding region runs from base 101 to 916 and encodes 271 amino acids. The record is from RefSeq and is a predicted model, not a curated record. NCBI's taxonomy places the organism in Eukaryota, Metazoa, Chordata, Actinopteri, Clupeiformes, Clupeidae. The transcript is spliced from 2 exons.